This is a messenger RNA of Empidonax traillii (willow flycatcher), 1876 nucleotides long. It is a transcript of the gene CCNH, whose product is annotated as cyclin H. Gene Ontology annotation, biological process: regulation of transcription by RNA polymerase II; regulation of cyclin-dependent protein serine/threonine kinase activity; DNA-templated transcription. Gene Ontology annotation, cellular component: nucleus; transcription factor TFIIK complex. Gene Ontology annotation, molecular function: cyclin-dependent protein serine/threonine kinase regulator activity. The transcript is spliced from 8 exons. NCBI's taxonomy places the organism in Eukaryota, Metazoa, Chordata, Aves, Passeriformes, Tyrannidae. The record is from RefSeq and is a predicted model, not a curated record. The coding region runs from base 16 to 1107 and encodes 363 amino acids.
CCAUGUUGUGUCGCCAUGUUCCACAGCAGCACCCAGUGCCGGCACUGGACCUUCCGCAGCGAGGAGGAGCUGUCCCGGCGCCGGGCCGAGGCGAACCGCCGGGCACGGGGCAGGGCCGCGGCCAGCGGGAAGGUGCCACAGGGCGAGGCGGUGCUCCUGGAGCUGCACGAAGAACUGGCGAUAUGCAAAUACUACGAGAAGCGGCUGUUGGAUUUCUGCGCCGUGUUCAAGCCGGCGAUGCCGCGGUCCGUGGUGGGAACAGCUUGCAUGUAUUUCAAACGCUUUUACCUCAACAACUCAGUGAUGGAGUAUCAUCCUCGGAUAAUAAUGCUAACCUGUGCAUUUUUGGCCUGUAAAGUAGAUGAAUUUAAUGUAUCCAGUGCACAGUUUGUUGGUAACCUUCGAGAAAGCCCUCUUGGACAGGAAAAAGCUCUUGAACAAAUACUGGAAUAUGAGCUGCUGCUUAUUCAGCAACUGAACUUCCAUCUCAUUGUGCACAAUCCAUACCGACCUUUUGAGGGAUUUCUAAUUGAUUUGAAGACUCGAUACCCGAUGCUGGAAAAUCCUGAAGUUUUGAGGAAAACAGCUGAUGACUUCCUCAGUCGAGUGGCUCUGACAGAUGCAUAUCUGCUCUUUACUCCCUCACAGAUAGCUCUCACUGCCAUAUUAUCUAGUGGUUCAAGAGCAGGAAUUAAUAUGGAAAGCUAUUUAUCAGAAAGUCUUAUGCUGAAAGAAAACAGAUCAAUCUUAUCCAGACUACUAGAUGACAUGAAAUGCAUGAAAAAUCUCAUCAAGAAAUAUGAACUGCCGAGGGCUGAAGAGGUUGCUGCUCUAAAACAGAAAUUAGAGAAGUGUCACACCUUUGAGCUUGCACUUAGUACAAACCUGAAGAGUGGACUGAUGAUGAUCUCGUGGAUUCUGCAUUACCUUAAAGGAAAAUGGACUCGUAUGCCUCCAGGAAUGAGUCUGGAGUCAGGUCUGAUCCUACCUGCCACAGGUUCCUUAUCUUCUGUGUCAUACAGCUCUUGUGCUUUUCAUCUUGGCAAUAAAGCCUAUUAUUUUACUAAAAUAAAAUUAGUUGUGGUUCCAUUAAACCCUCAUCCCUAACGGGUCAAAUAUUAACAAGAAAUACUUGCUUUUAGAAAUCUGUCCCUUGUUUCUGGUUUGGGAACAGUUUGCUGUGGAUGAAGUGUAGGGUUAGAGCGUGACAGCCACUACUUUGCUUCUUUUUCAUAUACCCUGUUCGAAUAUAAACAGUUCUACAAUACACACACUUAAAUGCAGCUUUGGGGGUUGCCCAGUUUCAUUCUCUGCUGCAUUUUGUAUGGAAGCGGUAGAUCAGCCAGGCACCUCUGUACUCCAGCAUUUUUUACUAUGUCGUAGUGCCUACACCCAGCCACCUCAAUCCACAAAAUAAUCCAUUUUAUAUACUCUCUUAAGAUCUAGGUGGGGCAGAAUGAUAGUUAAUUACUUAGACUCCUCUCCGAUGCAGUUUAAUACAGACUUCACAGGGUUAUGGGAAAAAUAAAAAAAAAAAAAAGACUUCUAUAGUACCGAGGUCUUAUAAACAGGUGUGUUGUUACUAUGAAGAGCAUCACCUGUGCCUGCUGAGUGCAGUACUUGCGACACUUGGGAGCUCUCAGCUGCAGCACUGGACUCUCAUUUCAAGGAAGCAGUUCCAGCUGGACACCAGGGCAGCACAGCAGAGCCACUAUACUACUACAGCAAAAACAUGAAAGUAAACUCUCUGUGAUUUCAUGUGACAAGGAACUGAAAAAGCAGUUCUGACAGACAGGAGAAGCAGCAGUGUUGGUGUUCUAAUGGUGUAUCAACAGCAAUCACUUUAAUAAUUUUAUCAUACGAAUAUCUCAGUCUU